AAGCACUGCUCAAAAAUUCCAGUUUGUCAAUUCCAGAUUCGAAACGUCGUCAUCACAUUUUACACGAAUUCUACAAUUUCCGCAAAGACAUGGUCGACUCUAAUUACAAAAACACCAAAGUAUAUUUCCGCUUCUUGCCAUCAAUCGAAUCCAAUUGGGACGACUUCCGUAUCCUCGAAGAUAGAAAGACGCUGUACGUGCGCUGCCUGCAGGACUUCGAGAAGGGCCGAGAACAUCUGGAGCCUAGCUACUGGAAGUUCUGCACGGACGGCCUCCUCUACAACAACUCGCAGGAAGAGAUCUUCAACGAAAUCACCUCCGACCUCCUUCUCGAUAAGAUUUUUGAAGGCAACAAUGCCAUUAUUCUCUCUUACGGACAGACGGGAAGCGGCAAAAGCAUCACCACUUCCGGUUUGGAUAACGCAUAUGAAGAUCGAGGAUUUGUGCCUCGUUUGAUUGAGGCUAUAUACCAGAGGAAGGAGGCCGUAAGAUCGUCGUAUCAAGUGUCCGUGCACAUAACAUGCGUCGAGACGAACAGAAAAUACGUGAUGGAUUUGCAAGGCGAUGGAAUGCUGCACGAUAUGAAUUCCAUGAAAAACAUUAAAGCCUAUCGGGCGCACACUUGCGACGAAGCUUUGCAGAUGAUCUUCAGAGCCGAAGCAAGAAAAACAGUUCGCUCGAAGAUAACUUACAACUCGCACAUGGCGAAUAGCGCAAUUACUUUUACGAUUUACGCGAAAAGUUUUGCAACUAACGAUACUACAGUUGGAAAACUUCACGUCGUUGAUUUAUCUGGUGCUGAUACUGCAGGAAACGUGAGUUGCUUGCAUAAAAACGGAUUCGAAAUAGGCACAGGGAAUUUGGCGAAGACUCAACUAGAGCAAUUCAUUCUGAUAUUAAACGAAAAGAACACCGAAAAGAUACUUGUGAAACAGAGGCUCUGCAUCAUCAUAAAUUACCUGAAGGAUUCUCUAAAUGCGCACAGCGUUUUGCGAUUUAUUGGACACAUAAGAUCGGAGAGAAACGACACGAUGGUCAGCUUGUCGAUGCUUAGGUUCGGUCAAUUGGUCCGUGGUUUAACACCGCAGAAGUUGCAUCCGAAAGUGUUUAAAGAUCAAGAAACCAAAUUGAAAGUGGUCGAAGCCGAGUUGGUGAUACUCAAAAAGGAAUUGGAAUUGAACUCAAUGCUGACCAACGUCGAUAUGACUACAAAUCUAUCUCAUCAGAGAUUCCAGUUCAUCGAGCGGUUGGCUGAAGAUUAUUUGAAGGAUAAAAGCGGCGAAAUAAUUUUAUUGAAUACAACGGACGCGGUUCUAGCUAUGAAAGUGUUCAAGAAUUAUUACAACCGUUUGGAGAGCGAAAAGAAUUUCCUUGCCGAGCAAAUCAAAACUUUGGAGGAUGGUAACUCGUCCAGGCUAAGGGAUAGUAGUAUAUCUUCGAAGCAAUCGAAGAGGAAUAGUAUCAAGCACAGCAAUAACAGCAGCGUGAGCUUAGUGCGCAGUAAGAAAGGUUCAAGCAAGAAGAAAGUUAACAGAGAAUCGAAGGAUAUAAGUUCUAUAAUUGAGGAGAGCGUUCGAAAUGGGCCUAGAAGUUCUAAGUUAAGCGUUAGCAAGAGUGCAAAGAGGAGAGGAAGUCGCCGAAAAUCUGGCGAUUCAGUGUCUCCAAUAAAAUCGGAUCUGUUCAAUUUAGCGGAGAGCGAAGCCGCUGUUCAAUCUCAAAACUUGCUUCCCAUUGAAAUAGCUCCCCAAUACGAAUCAGCUUGGAAUUUAUUCGUCGAAAGCAGUUCAGAUUACAAGAUCCUCAAAGAUGAGUGCGAUUCGGCUGACACACAGUUAGAGGAAAUCGUGGAAAACUACAAUAGAGAAGCUGAAAGAGUGCAGGAGAUUGUGGGCAUUUUACAGCUGAGGAGGGAUGAAUUGUACCGCGCGCAACUGCUCAAAGAUUUGGAGAAGAAAGAGGAGAUCCCGGCGUUAAGUGAUCUCGAGAUCAAAUGUGCAAAUAACGUCAAUCGGGAAGAACAAAACCUUGUAUUGCAGAAGGAACUUUUACUGAAGCUGCAAGCUGAACUGAAACUUGCUAUAGAUGCCAGAAAUAGAGCCAAAGAAGAUUUGAGUCAACAGUUCCAGAAAUAUUGCAAAAACAAAUACGCUGUUCCAGUUCCAGAGUUGGGGAACGACGAAGCUGAGGAUCAAACGGAAAAGAGUCUCAGGUCUGUGGAUGUGGCCAUAGCCCAAACGGAUGAUGUCGACCAGAAGGUUGAACCGUGCACCACCAAAGAAUCCCUUCGUUUCAUCGAGCUCAAGAAGAUGAUGCGCAAAGAGCGAAAGAAGCUAGUCCGCGAUUCGGCAAAGAACAAAAUGUGGAUUAGAUCUUGCAAAUUACAACUGGAAACGCAAUAAAUUUGUUUAAAAUCCCGAUCGUUUUUCCGCAUUGAUGAGGUCGCAUUUUUCUAUAUUGUUUGUGUUAUUGUUGUUUUGCAUGAUCAAGAUCCAAAGAUACCAGCGUUGAUGAAUAAAAAACGCCGGGGAAAUGAUUAUUAGAGCUAUUGUUGUGCACAUAAUUAGAACAAACGCUGGAUCCGGUAUAAAUAAUAUUAG
Messenger RNA from Nicrophorus vespilloides, 2597 nucleotides. Its product is annotated as kinesin-like protein KIF9. The coding region runs from base 90 to 2399 and encodes 769 amino acids. Gene Ontology annotation, cellular component: kinesin complex; microtubule. The record is from RefSeq and is a predicted model, not a curated record. Gene Ontology annotation, biological process: microtubule-based movement. The transcript has 7 exons. Gene Ontology annotation, molecular function: microtubule binding; ATP hydrolysis activity; microtubule motor activity. Lineage: Eukaryota; Metazoa; Arthropoda; Insecta; Coleoptera; Silphidae.